This is a messenger RNA of Zerene cesonia (dogface butterfly), 517 nucleotides long. It is a transcript of the gene mRpL53, whose product is annotated as 39S ribosomal protein L53, mitochondrial. NCBI's taxonomy places the organism in Eukaryota, Metazoa, Arthropoda, Insecta, Lepidoptera, Pieridae. Bases 60 to 488 code for a protein of 142 amino acids. The record is from RefSeq and is a predicted model, not a curated record. The transcript has 3 exons. Gene Ontology annotation, cellular component: mitochondrial large ribosomal subunit.
AGAAAUCAAAGUCACUAGUCAGUCGAAUUUGAUAUUUAUCAACCAGAAAAGUCCUGAAAAUGUCUGUCCCAUACAGUGGUACUUUCAGGAGAUCGGGGGGUGUUGUUUCAGCAAUAGGAAAACAACUGCGGGCUGUUAAUCUCAAAGCAGCCAAGAGAAUUACGGUAAAAUUUGAUCCGUUCGGUGGAAACGUAACACACACAAGAAAUUUUUUACAUUACAUCAGCUCUCCUAAGAUAGCACUAACAAAUCCAAACUGUGUUUUAAAAACGGAAGUUAUAUGUGACAGAUCUGAACCAACAGUCGAUAUAAGCCUCUUGCCAUCCAUAGCUGAAAAAGCAAAUAUAAAAGGAGUAACUUUAAAAAGUGGAAAUUUAACUUGUUUGGAGAUUCUAGAACUAUUAAACAAACACGUUUCAUCUUUAGCACCCCCUGAACAAAUUGUAACUCAAACCAAAUUAGAGAAAAAGAAGGGUAAAAGGAAGUAAUCUACAAUGACGAGAAAAGGAAACCUACA